AUAAACAUAUCGUUCAAAUUCUCAGUUAUCUCGAGCGAAGUUCGUGCAGGCUUUACUCCACUUCACCACUCCUAGUACCAAUGAGGUCCAAACAUGCACUUCACUACCACUACACUACACUCCACCUACCCGAACUUCAGAGAUGGUGAGCUCAAUCGGAUCAUAUUUCGAUUGACAAAGGUGUAGGUGGUAUCAACACAGAUGGAUGAGGAACGAGAUAAACCUUCAAGGAAGGAGUGGCCUGAUACUAACCAUCCUCCGCUGUUUCACAUGAGUACCAGUACCGGUAGCAGCAGUGACUGUGCAAGUAGCCAACCCAGUGGUUGCACCACGCCUACCACCACACCCACACCGACCAAACCCAAGGUGGAAUACAUCUGCCGCUGGGAAUCCUGCGGGGAGGAGGCAGAGACCAGCGCCGACCUGGCCGACCACGUUCGGUCUGAGCAUGCACAGAAGCAGAUCAAGAAAGGCGGGAAGAAGUUUGUAUGCUUGUGGGACGGCUGCAAGGUCUACAACACGCCGUCCAUGUCGGCGACCUGGCUCCCUAAGCACGUGUUGACCCACUGCGGGGAUAAGCCGUUCCGCUGUGUCUUCGCGGGGUGUAACCAGAGUUAUAGGACAGAGAAAGGCUUGAUGAGACACUGUCAGUCACAUCUCAAUGCCGAGAAGCAGAACUCGCAACAGAAGACUCCAAAGAGCAAAGAUGAGAGUCCAGGAAAAGCCCUCAAGAAGAAAAGGAUGAGGAUCAGGAGAAGGUUGUCCAUGGUGAAGACAGAUGAUUUCUUUGAUACACGCAUGGCCGAGGCAGUACGUCAUCGACUUGUAGAACUCAAUAUGAAAACAAAGAUAGACACAGAAGGCAGUGGAAGUUCUAUCAUCUUUAAAAGCUCUGUUGUUUGUAGGAGAACAGAUGAAAAUGGAGAUUCCAUGGUCCUUCUUCGUUGGUCACCAACUGAUGUUAUCCCAGACUCGUGGGUUAAAGAGUCGGAUCAAAAGGAACACAAGGAGUGCUCCAUCCCGAUGAGCAGCCUGUCCCAUGAGUCCCUCCAAACUAUAGGAUUUGGAAUACUUACACCAAGGAAACGAAGGAAACAGAGGAGAAAAUGAUGAUUGUGAUCAGGAAUCAUGGACUGCAUCCCCCCAUGUGAGAAUUAGGAUUGAGAGGAGAUUCCACAAUUUCUGGAACUUACAUACAUAGAGUCUCUCUGUAGGAGUCUCUCUCACCAACUCCUCUACAGCAUAGGACCUGAAUUACUUAACAUACCUUUUUAGUAAAUAGUGGUAGUAAAACACGAGCUGUGAUUGGCUAGAUUGGUACCAUGUGACCUCCCUUCAAAAAUUGUUAUUGUACAUACGUACAAUAUAACUUUAGAUUUUUGGAGGGUAAAACCUGUGUUAAAUGAAUGGGGAAUAUAUUGAUUAAUGGCAAUGCACAUUUAGCCAGUA
Lytechinus variegatus (green sea urchin) is the source of this 1449-nucleotide messenger RNA. RefSeq names its product zinc finger protein AEBP2-like. Gene Ontology annotation, cellular component: ESC/E(Z) complex. Lineage: Eukaryota; Metazoa; Echinodermata; Echinoidea; Temnopleuroida; Toxopneustidae. The record is from RefSeq and is a predicted model, not a curated record. Gene Ontology annotation, biological process: regulation of transcription by RNA polymerase II. The transcript has 6 exons. The coding region runs from base 202 to 1110 and encodes 302 amino acids.